CGGUUCCCUUCUUGUUACCUUCUUUAUUUUUUGUCUCAGACCGAACCUUUAUGUAGGGCCGUAUGCACCCGUUCGAUUUCUUCCAAUGGAUCCCGAUCACCUAGGUAGAGCGUUAUACACCCCUCUUGCGCCACGACUAUCACCGCCAGCACUUAUCCUUCGCAUCCCACUUCACUCCCCGCUCCGACAUUUAUCUUGGGCUUGUGCCCUGUCAUGACACUUGUGUCUUUCCCUUCGACAAUAGAUGGAUUGCGCCUAGCAGAUGUCCAUGGACGAUUCUCACCCGGGUAGAGGCCUAGGAUUUACCAUUAGAAAUCUGUUUCGCUCCUCCUCAUUGUCCUUUCCAUCUUCGCGGCCACGAAGAUCCUUCCUCCGAAGGGGACGAAGUGUGAUUGACAGCAACCGAAAUUCCAUUGAUCCCACGAAACGUUCCUCCGCACCUCCAAUGAAUGACACCUCGAUGAACGACAAUCAACCUCUCGAUCAACCAGCGAUGAUUGGGAUUACGGAAGCGUCUACAGGCGACAUAUUUGAAUGGUACCCGCGCUAUCAAAAUUGCCAGCGGUACUUCUUGAAUGAUGCGCAACACAGCGUCCCUGUACAAGCGCUCUCCGCUUUUCUGAACAUUCGUCUCCCUUUCCAGUGGGAAUCCAACCCAGUUGCAGGCUCGAGCUCGUCCACCAACCAGUCUUCUGCAAGCGCCAACCAAGCCCCUUCGAUGCCACCAGGGUCAACAUUAGUACCGCCUUCCGUCUCGCUGAUUCCAUACAUUCGUCGUCUAGUGGCUACCGGGAUGGAUUUUCCUGGGGUGCUUCAGGGAUUCUUCGGAGACGAUUGGGCCGCUGGUAUCGGGCCGCUGCACGAACAGGAGAGGCGCAAUUACCUCUUCGCAGCCAAGAGUGGGGGAUGGGCUGCUGUGAAAAAAGAUUACGAUAUUGCGCCGCUAGAGACAAUCCCAUUUUUACGCCCAUUACAGGGACCACUGGACUCCGAGAUUGAGGCUGCAGAGAGGAGCUGGAGUGAUUGGCUUGCCAUGGAGGAUUGGAUGGUCGGGCCCCGAGCGCCUGAUGUCCUUCGCGAUUCAUCCUCCAACAUGUCUCGACCGCAGAGCUCCCGUGAUUAAGGCUCGUCGUCCCAUGUUACAAAACUUCUGCCCUUGCUUCUUCCCUUCCUGCUUGAUCUUUGCAAUCAUUCCAAGCUUUAACUACUACUUGUCGAACAAUACCAGACGACUAUGGGCGAUAGGACGGAGUUGGGGAAUUCAUGGCGAACCCUUUCCUAUUCUUGAAAUUUUUUUUUUCUUUUGUUUUCACAGUUCUGCCACGAGACGACGAUCAUACGAAUUCUUGAGCGUGAUAGAUUGCCGCGGGCCCACAUUUUAGUUCUGGUUUCAAUUAUUGACUACGAAGCGCACUCCUGUCGCAAGGGGUAGACUUCGAUAUACACGACCGAGGAAUUUGGAAAAACAGCAUCAAUGAAUG
This is a messenger RNA of Aspergillus homomorphus CBS 101889, 1481 nucleotides long. RefSeq lists its product as uncharacterized. The coding region runs from base 263 to 1123 and encodes 286 amino acids. The record is from RefSeq and is a predicted model, not a curated record. Lineage: Eukaryota; Fungi; Ascomycota; Eurotiomycetes; Eurotiales; Aspergillaceae. The transcript is spliced from 2 exons.